Molecule: messenger RNA, 4489 nt
Organism: Paramecium pentaurelia
Lineage: Eukaryota; Ciliophora; Oligohymenophorea; Peniculida; Parameciidae
Source: the annotation of a GenBank genome assembly
AUGAAUUCGAAUUUAUAUUCCAGCACUAUCAGAGAAAUUAAAGAAGAAAGGCAGUGUAUAACCAAAUUAGAUUGCUUGGUUAAUGAGAUUAAUAUUAUGACUCCUAAUGAUGUAGAAAAAUAAUGUCUUAAUUCUCUAAAAGACCCAAAAAAAACUUCUAAUCUGAUCGAAUCUACCAAUAAGGUAAUGUGAAGAAUUAUUUUAGCAACUUUAAAGGAAAGACUCUAUAGCAACAAAGAUUUUUAAGAAUGUAGAACGUUUAAAAAAGGAAAAACAAAAAAAUAAAGAUUUUCGAAUAAAUUCAUAGUCUUGUAUUUAACCUGAAAAUGAAAUGUAAUUUAAUUAGAGAAGGGUAGUAAGCUUAGAGAAUGAUAAUAAAUAAAAAUCCCAUAUUUGCUAAAUUUCAAUUCCUAAAUCAGUAAAGCAAUUGAAAACCGAUUUAUUUAAAGCUAAGAAACAAAUCAAUAUUAGAUAAGUACCUAAAUUAAAAGAAAGAUGCACAUUUAUAAAAGAAUUAUUUUUUAUCAGCACUAUUAAGGCAAUAAUUAUUAUUUAUUAAAACAUAAUAAAAUAUCACAAAACAGUCGAUAUUAAGGAUUUGCCAUAAUUAUCUUCACAGGAUCAAAUAGAAUAAUAUAGUGCAGAAUAUGUAAAUUAGAUGAGAUAAGACUUGAAACUCAAAAUAGAUUUUAGCUUUUAUAAUUUAUUCUUUUGGAAAUUUAAUUCAUGUUUUACUCUAACAAUGUUAAUAUUAGGAAUGAUUGAAUCAAAUUCUAAUUUUAUUAUUUCAUUAUUAUUGUACAAUAUAAUAGAAAAUGUUUAAGAUGGUAAUAAAGGAGCAGCUUAAUUGAAUGCAUUAUAUUUAACAUUCCUAUCAAUAAUUACUAUAAUUGGAAGACAUUACCAAUAGUAAAAAUAUUAUUAAUAAAUUAUAGUAUAUAAUUAAGUAAAUUUGGAGGGAAACUUAGAUAAAUCUUAAUGUAUAUAUUGAUUGAAAAAAUCUCAACAUUAUCAAAUUGUUCAAUUUAGAAAUCAAAUUCUGGUUCCAUUUUAAAUAUAAUAUGUAGUGAUUUAUCAACUUUGGAAUGGUAAUAUGGAUAUAUCUAUUGUAUACCAAUUGUUCCAUUUUCAUUAUUAUGUUCUGGUUGGAUUUUGUGGGUAAGAAUUAUUUGAUUUUUUAGCUCUAAUUUUAAGGACCUUAUGGUUUGAUGGCAGUUUUAAUUUGUGUGAUUACAUAUCCAACACAAACAAUAAUUUAAAAGUGUAUUUAAACUAAAAUAAAAUUGUUGAAAGAAUACUAAGAUUUAAGAUUAAAAUAACAAACUAAUUUUUUAGAUAAUAUUUAAACAAUCAAAAUGUAUUGUUGGUAAGAGACUGUAAGAUAAAUGAUAUUAAAGACUAGAUUUUUAGAAUGGAAGCAACAUAUUUAAAUAUAAAUUUUAACUUUAAUAGAUAGAUCUAUAAAUUAAUCAAUAAAUAUAUGGGGUUCCUUUUUAUUUUUAAUCAUUAUAUAUAAUUUAGGAAUUCCUUUAAAUUUAUAAAAGGUUAUAUUAACUAUAUAAUUAAUGGGUUCAAUAAGAUAUUAUUGUGUACAUUAAGUUUCAUAUGGAUUAAAAGCAAUUAUUAAUUUAAAUGUUAUUUUUAAAAGAAUUAAAGAUUUUACAAAGAUUGAACCACUUUUUGCUCAGAUUCUUGAAUUUUAGAAUGAUCAUCCAAAUGUUAAUGCUUAAAGUUAUCUUGAAUUAUCUAGUAACAAAGAAAUGAGUUAAUUUUCAUUAAUAAAAUUAUCAGAAAAAGCAAAUCAAUAAACUAAACCAAGUUUUCAAAUAUUGUAAGAUGAAGCAAUUUCAAUUCGUUCUGUUUAUUGUUAUUGGGAAUUAUAAAGAUUACCAUUGUUAAAAAAUAUCAAUUUUAUUGCCAAUAGAGGAUAAUUAAUAAGUAUUAUAGGUAAAACUGGAUCAGGUAAAACUACAUUUCUAUAAUUGAUAUUAAAAGAAAUUCCAUAUAUUUAAGGAUAAUUAGAAUUUACAGAUAAUCUGACAUUUGGUUAUGUAGAAUAAGAACCCUUUAUAAAUCCAACUACAAUAAAAGAUAAUAUUUUAUUUGGAAGAGAAUACAAUAAAGAAUUAUUUGAUGAAGUAUAUAUUUUAAUAAAUAUUGAUAGGUUUUGAAAGCAUCUAAUUUUUUAUCAGAUCUAAAUGAUCUCCCAGAAUCUGAGAAUACAGUAAUUGGAGAUAAUGGGGCAACUCUUUCAGGAGGUUAAAGAGCAAGAUUAAGUUUAGCAAGAGCUCUAUAUGCUAUGCCAAAUGUAUAUUUAUUUGAUGAUCCACUAUCAGCAGUAGACUCUAAAGUUGCUAAACACAUUUUUUCUAAAGCAAUCUAAUAAUUUAUCUUUUAAUAUUAACCAACUAAAAGAAAUAAUCAUCCAAAUCCAAUUGUAAUUAUGACUACUCAUCAAUUAUCAUAUGCAUUGAAAUGUGAUUAUAUAGUUGUUUUGGAAGAUGGUUAGAUCAUAUGUUAAGGAAGGGCUAGUGAUGUUGGGUUGUAGAUAGAAAAGAUUUUAAAUGUUUAACCUGUAGAAAUAAAUGAAAAUAGUUAAAAUAAUAGAUAAUAAUUAUCUUGUGAUGGUAAGAAGAAAUCAAAUAAUUUCAAUAUUUAUUAUAAUCAAACAAAUCUUUUGACUCCUAAUGAAUAAGUAAUAAAAACUAUUAAAAAGUUGAUAUUAUAUGUAACUAGAUCUAAAUUGUUAUUAAUUUUAUCUUUAAAUAUAUUAACUGAAAUAAUAAGAAAUUUAUUUUAUAGAUUGCUUACUUUAAAUGCAGAUGAUGAAGGUAUUAAGAAAUAUGCUUUAAUGAUAUCAAUAUUAGUAAUAACUCAUUUAAUUAAUAAUGUAUUGAAAUAUUCAAUUUGUAGUUAUGUAAUUUUAGAUAUGAAUAAUGAAAUAUUUUCAAAAUCAAUGUAAGCUUUGGCUCAUGGAAAAAAAUCAUUUUUUGAUAAAUAACCAAGUGGUAUUAUAAUCAAUAAAUAUUCAACUGAUUUAUCUAUUUUAGAUAAUCAAAUGCCAAUAGUUUUGAUUGAUAUAUUUGAAGAUGGUUGUUAAUUCAUAGUAUCACUAUUAAUGAUUGGAUUUCUUUAACCAUUCUUUUUUUUACCUAUAAUGCUUACAUUAUUUUUAAGUUACAUUUUGUUCAAAACAGUUGUUCAAAUUCUAUCUUAAUUAAAAAUUAAUGAUUUAUCAUAAAGAGCUCCUUAAUUAUCAUAAUUUAAGAUAUAUAUUUAAGGUUUAACUCAUUAUCGAUUAUCUAAUUAAUUUAACUAAUUAAAAUAGAAAUUUUUUAUUUUAGCUAAUAAUAGUUUUUAAUCAAAUUACAUUUAUCAUUAAACUCAGAAAUGUUUUUCAUAGUAUGUUGAUUUGAUAGCAUUAUUUACAAAAACUUCUGGAACGUAUCUAAUAAUUGCAUUUAUUGAAGAUAAUUCAUUAUUUUCACAAGCAUUAUUAUUAUUAUAAUCAUUUCAUGCCCAAAAUACAUUACUUAGAUAAUUGAUGGAAUUAAGUGGACUUUUCAAUUCAUAUGAAAGAUUAUUAGAUAUUUAAUAAAUUGAUAAGGAAAAGGAUGAUGAAACAAUUAGUACAGUAUUACCACGUGCUUGGCCAAAGUAAGGUAGUAUUGUAUUAAAGAACUUAUCAUUGUAAUAUUAUGCCAAUUAAUAACCAGUCUUAAAAAAUAUUGAUUUAGAAAUUAAACCAGAAGAGAAAAUAGCAUUUGUUGGAAGAACAGGUGCUGGUAAAUCAUCUCUUAUUUCUGCAUUAUUCAGAUUAGUUGAUAUUGGAUCUGAGAGUUCUAUACUUAUAGAUGGUUGUAAUGUUAGGGAAUUAUCAUUAAAUCAAUUAAGAAGAGCUUUGGCUAUAAUACCAUAAUAACCCCUUUUAUUUUAUGGAUCUAUAAAAUAGAAUUUAGAUCCAUAAAAUUUGUACACUGAUUUAGAUAUUUGGAAGGCAUUAUCAGAAGUAAAUAUUGAUGGAAUGAUUGAAUAAUAGAAAUAGUUAUUGAAUUGUAAUGUUAUGGAUCUGAAUUUAUCAGCUGGAUAAAAAUAAUAAUUGUGUUUGGCAAGAGUAAUUUUGAUGAGAAGGAAGAUCUUGAUUCUUGAUGAAGCAUCUGCUAAUAUUGAUAUUUUAACAGAUGAAGCUAUUUAAGAGAUUAUUCGAUCUAAAUUUAUGGAUUGUACUAUACUUACAAUUGCACAUAGAUUAAAUACUAUUGCAUAUUAUGAUAGAGUAAUAGUAUUAGAGAAUGGGUAAAUUGCAGAAUAGGGUAAUCCUUUUGAAUUACUAAGUGAUGAUUAUAAUGCUGAGUGUAUCAAUAAGAAAACUAAAUUUGCAGAGAUGGUACUUGAAACUGGGAAUAAGAAUGCUCAACAGAUUUUUGUAAUGGCAAAAGAAUCAUAUUAUAUUAAAUAAUUAAAAAAGAAAUAAAAAUCUAAAAUUUGA